Molecule: messenger RNA, 7335 nt
Organism: Vanrija pseudolonga
Lineage: Eukaryota; Fungi; Basidiomycota; Tremellomycetes; Trichosporonales; Trichosporonaceae
Gene: fab1
Product: 1-phosphatidylinositol 3-phosphate 5-kinase fab1
Exons: 5
Coding region: 1-7335 (2444 amino acids)
Biological process (GO): phosphatidylinositol phosphate biosynthetic process
Cellular component (GO): fungal-type vacuole membrane; endosome membrane
Molecular function (GO): metal ion binding; 1-phosphatidylinositol-3-phosphate 5-kinase activity; ATP binding
Source: RefSeq, a predicted model, not a curated record
AUGCCCGACGAGCAGCACCUAUCCAUCGACACGAGCGCCGCGUCGGCCGCGAGCUCGGCGCGCCCGUCGCCCGUGACGGGGCUCACGACGUUCCCCAACCCGUUCGAGGACGAGCCCGAGCCGGGACUCUUACCGUCUCUGCUGUCCAAGGUCAAGUCGACGUUCUCGGCGACGCCCGCCAAGCCCGAGGCCAAGGCGCCCGCUCCGGAGGCAAAGGCCGGCCCGACCGAGGCGCAGCAGAUCGCGGUCGCCGCGCGCCGGCAGGCGGCCGCUGCUGCGUCGGCCGCGUCGUCGUCGGCGCCCGCACCGGCCCCGAAGCGCAGCGGGACGUCGCAGCUCAGCAUCCCAUCGGGGGACGCGUCGCCCGCCCACCGCCCCAGCCCGACCACCGGCGUCGGCGUCGCCGCCGCCCUGCCCCUGCCGAGCAGCACGGCAUCUCAGUCGCUCGCGACGCCGUCGACCUCGUCGAGCGCAACGCCGAGUGUGAAUUCCAGCUUGAGGACUAACCCCCAGAGAAGGCACUUAGUCCCCGGCGAGAGGAAUUGGCGGCCGGCGGGCGCUGCGCCUGCACAGGUUACGGUGUCGCCGGUGACGAGCGUCACGACGACAGUGCACUCAAAGCUAAAGGAGGACUCGGCGGCGCGCACACAUCCGCGGCUGCUUCAGUCGCAUGCGACGCUGCCGUCCAUCGAGGUGAACGCGCCGCCGCGGUUAAAGACGCUCAGCUCGAGUUCGCUGGGUGGGCCGAGGCUGCGCCGCGGCUCGAUCAGCACGAUCCCAGAUUCGCCGUCGUCCGUCUCCCUGUCGGCGAUGAUCUCGGCCAAUGCAGAGCUGAGUCAGAACAACUACAGCUUUGUCCCUGGCUUCCCGCUGCCUGCGGAAGACACGCGGAGCGUGCGGAGUCUUGGGUUUGUCAAGCGCCCUGGAAGCGUGAGCAAGAUUAUCCGCCGCAUGCGCGGAGAGGGGUUAAGCAAGCACUACUGGAUGGCGGAUGAGAACUGCAAGGAGUGCUACGACUGUAAAUCUGUGUUCACGACAUGGCGAAGAAAGCACCACUGUCGUAUCUGUGGCCAGAUCUUUUGUGGGCGCUGCGCGUCCAACAUUAUCGGCGCGCGCCGCUUCGGACAGGAUGGCAUGGUGCGCGUGUGUAACCUCUGCCUCAAGAUCAUGGAGGACUAUGACGACGACGAUGACAGGAGGUCGAUACACUCCAACAUGUCCAUCUUACCCGAUCGCGUUAGAUCACCGGAAAUGCCAUACUCGACGUCGCCGUACUCGCCUUAUGCGGCGAGCCAGAUCUUCCAGCGCCAGCCGAGCGAGUCGUUAUCGGCUAUCGACGAGUCGGCAGUGACGCGGUAUUGGCCCCGGGGGUCCUCUGAACUUCCCGAUAGACCGUUCACCCCAGAGGACACGUCCGACGCGUCGGAUAGCGAGGAGGGGCAUCUGUGGCACGGAGCACAGCCAGCGCCAUUCCGCCGCAUGAACGGGGAUGACAACUCGGAUGACCAGGGACACAGCAUGGCCUCGUCACAGACACCGAGCCUCAGCCCCGGAAUGGAGCUCCAGCAGCGGCGCCGGAUCGACUUCCCCACGGAGAUUGGACACGCGGCACCGCACAUUGCCUUCCCUCGCACCGAGACUAUGGAGUCGGAGGACGGCAGAUUCAUGUCCGACUCGAUGCACCAGCGCCUGUUACAGAGCAGGUUAACGUCCAUGGCGAGCACAGGCGGCCUGAACGCGCUGCUGGAUACCGACCGCAAGGACGGGCUGUGGCGCGCGAGGUCGUACUCGUUUGUCGCGCCAGGCGAGUACAUUUCCGGGCCUUCGCUCGCGCACUUCAACACAAUGCUCCGCCAGGCGCUGGAUCAGGAGAGCGUGCCACAUCCAAACGAGUGGCACAGAGUCCUCAGCCGGCUCCUGCUCCGCGUGUCGACCAACCUUAGACCGGCGAUCCGCGCGGGCGACUCGAUCGACGUGCGCACGUACAUCAAGUUCAAAAAGGUCCCUGGCGGCAAGAUUAGCGACUCGGAGUAUGUCGACGGUAUUGUUAUCACCAAGAAUGUCGCGCACAAGGCCAUGGCCCGCCGCUUAGUCAACCCCCGCAUCAUGGUCAUCACCUUCCCGCUCGACUACCAUCGCGUGGAAACCCAGUUCAUGUCGCUCGACCCGAUCCUGAAGCAGGAACGUGACUACCUCAGGCUACUCACCAACCGUAUCAUCGAUCUAAGGCCGCAUAUCGUUCUGGUAGAGCGCUUCGUCUCGCGCAUCGCCCUCGAGUUUUUGCACCAGGCUAACAUUGUCGUCGCACGUGGUGUCAAGUUCUCGGCAAUCCACCAGGUCGCGCGCUGCACACAUGCCGACAUUGUCAGCUCGAUGGACAGGCUGGUGUUAGAGCCAAGACUUGGGCGUUGUGCCGACUUUAGGGUCCAGACCUUUGAGCACGAGCUCAUCCCGGGUCGCCGCAAGACAUACAUGCGCUUCGAGGGGACACAUAAUGGGUUCGGGGGCACGAUUAUUCUCCGCGGCGAGGACCUCGAGACGCUGCGAAAGAUCAAGCUUCUGGCUGACUUUAAUGCCCUCGUCGCGUACCAUUUGAAGAAUGAGGCUUUCCUCUAUGGCGACGAGUUCCACAUGGUCCCGCCUCGCCCACCGAUGCCCCAGGAAUUCCAGGAGCUACUCGACCUGCUCACUCAAUACCGCGAGAAGGGCAUAUUCACCGAGAGAAGCAAUCCCCUCGGCACGCCGAUGGGCUCGGAGACGGACGACAAAGAGCGCGAGCGGCAAGAGGCCGAAGCGUUAACCAUCCAGAUCGCCGAGUCUCUCGAGCCAUACCUCACCACCAUUCUGUCCGCCUCCGUCGCGGUGCGCUUCCCGCCGCCAUAUGCCCUCGCCAAGAUGGCGGCAUUGGACCGCAUGCUCAACGAGCUAAGGCACAGGCGCGAUGAGAAGGAGGCAGAGGCUAUCCUGCAUGACGAGAAGCGCGAGCCGCAGUCCAAGGCUUUAAUCCCCGCGUCGCAGACCGCGGCUGCUAUCAUGGCCAAUGUGCAGUCUCCGAUCAAGGACCAGGCGCCCGCGUUGGUCGCUCCUACGCCAGUUGCUGCCACCCAGGCACCGGUGACCAUUCUUGUCGACGGCGAGGCGAAGCCUGCCGAGGCGGCUGAUCCGAGUUCGUUGCCCAAGGAUGGCGAGAGCACCCCUGCUACCGAGCAGCAGGCCACAUCGUUAUCCACAGCGCCUGUGUCCACAUCCCCGUCGACGACUGCACCAGCCCCCGCGCCUCCUGCCGUCCCGUCUGCGCCGUCUACCCCUUCACCGACACCUAUCCCUGCCACACCGACCACUAGUGCGACCACCAGCCAGAUCCUCACCCACAGCAAGGCUGGUGACCCGUACCGCGUGCUCUUGAACCCCAACGACUUCCUCGACGCCAGCCGGCUCGCAUUUGUCGAACAUGAGCACUCGCAGCAGCUAAAGAUUUGGCAACACUAUGUCAAAAAGAACCCCGGCCCACUACUACCCAAAAACUACCAGGGCAUUGUGUACAUCAAGUCGCUGUACCGCCAAGGACAGGACAAGCCAUGCGUCGAGCCCAUGCGUGCGCAGAUCAACUUCUACCAGGAGGACGACCAGACCCUCGGCCAGUUCCUCGGCUCCAUGGUCGCCAAUGCUGGUCACCGCUGCCCUAACAAGAACUGCGACCACCUCAUGUUGUUCCACUACGACGUGCUCGUGCACGGCGAGCGACGCCUCCAGGUCGUCAUGGAGCAGUUCAUGUGCCCUCUGGCCGGGCACGAGGAACACAUCCUCACCUGGAGCUACUGUCGGCAGUGUAACAAGAGCUGGGAGCCGACCGUCAUCCGAGAGGAGACAUGGCGCAUGUCGUGGGGAGCGUACCUCGAGCACUGCUUCUACCCUCCCCGCACGGCGACGGGGCUCGGCUGCGCGCACGACGCGUACCGCGAACACAUCCGAUACUUUGCGCACCACAACAUGGUGGUCCGUAUCCAUAAUGACUCGAUCGAGCUGUUCGAGCCGGUGCGGCCCUCGAUCAAGCUCAUGACCAAGCUCGAAGACAAGGUAGCCAUCCGAAACCAAGAGUACGAGAGUGCGCUGCAGAAGACGCAGGCAUUCUUCGACUCUGUCCUCUUCCGCCUACGCAGCUUCUCUGACGACCUGGUCGACCCCGAGAAGCUGCCCGGCAUGCGCAAGGACCGUGAUGCUCUUUUGACGCGUGCUGUGGCGGACCGUGACGAAAUGGUCAACUCGCUCAACAGGACCUACAAGCAGGCGCCGCCAACGGACGUGCUGGCCAUCAAUGUCGUGCUCCAGGCACUGCAGGACAAGGUCAUCCAGUGGGAUCUCGACUUCUUAGAGGUUGAGAAGCUUUACAUGCCUACAGAGAAGGACUUGCGUCGAAUGACGGCCACUCAUCUCAAGCGCCUCUUCGCCACACAGGAUGUUUUUGGCUCCCUGGAUAAGAACAUGGCGAGCAUCACCGUCCCCGAAGUGGACGAGAAGGAGAAGGGUGAUUCGGAACCGGGGGCAGCAUCCUCGAAGCCUUCGACUCCGGUUGAGGAAACCGCACCAGAUGUGGCGGGCAGCUCGUCAGAGCAGGUGGCGCAGGCGGAUGCUCCUGCAACCGAACCCCCGAGCACUCCUGUCGCAACGGACAGCAGCGUUGUUGCCUCGUCCGAGACCGCCACCCCAACUGCCACGCUCGUCAGAUCAGCCCCCAAUCCUGUUGCCGACGCCGACACUACGCGCGACUAUGACAGCGACUCGACGAUCUCUGCCAUCCCGCGCAGAUCACUCCCCAAGACCUUCACGCCCGUCGCCGACCGGCCAUCCAGUGGCAUUGACAGCGACGCCCAUCAGCAUGGCUUUGUCUCGCGUCUGCCGAGACGCGCUCGCCAACCUCCGAGCGUGGCUGAUCUUGUCAAGCGCUUCCAGGACUCGGUCGGGGGGCAGGAGUUUGAGCCCAUUCCCGAUGUUUUAAUGGAGCGUCCGAGAUCUGUGUCGGGAGCCCUGCGCCGGAAUCGCCACGAACGGUCCGAGGUAUCCGACAGUGACCUCGGCGGUGGCCCCUCUCGUCCUCGGUUACGUCGUGGACGGACUGGGGACCAGAGCAGCACUUCGAGACAAGGCAGAGACCCGCGUUCGAACCUGUUAUCUGAUGGCGACCGCAGCUAUGCGGUCAAUGCCUCCCGCAUCGUCUCGUCAGCCAAGCGCGGCGACCCAUCCAACUCUCGGGGCCGCUUAUCUCGAACGGCAUCCCCGUCGGGACUUCGUCCCAAGGACAUGUACCUCACUGCGCCUUCCCCCAGGGUCACCGUCUCGAAGACAAUGUCCACGGAAGGCAAGCCGAGAAUUGCGGGCAAGGGCAAGACGCCCAGAAAACCGUCCGAACCGCCGCUUUCUCUGGGUCAGGCUUCGCCCGCUACCAUUCGGCCAGUGCCUCGGCGCGUGGUUGGAGCCGGUUCUAGAGUCACGUCCAUCGCCCGACACUUUGACAAGCUGUCCCGCGAGGCGGAGCGUGAUCGCCAGAAGCGCAUAUCUGCUGCUCGCGGCAAGCGAGCUGGACGAGUUGGCGUCACCAAGGCCAAGGUGCAGUUCUUCAGCAACGUGCGCGACGCGUUCCGCGACGAGUUUGACUCGGACUCGUCUGGAGCCGAUAACGAGGAAGACGACGGCGACGCGAGUGACGUGAGCGUCGACUCAACGGGCCGAGCCAAGCCGCGUCGCAAGCAGUCGUCCCCUAGUGGUCCCCGGCCAGCGGUGCUGCCAAUUGUCCCCAUCGAUGGGGCUGAGGCUGGUCCCUCUGGCUCGAAGCCGCAGGACGUCCCAAAGCACGGGGACCAGAACAACUCGGCACUGGGCGUGUCCGCACCGAGUUCGUUUAUGAGCGAGUCGACCAUGGAGAGCCGCCGCCCCAAGGACCGCCUGCACAUCGAGCUCGCGCCAUUCGACACGAAUGCCCCACUCCCACCUCCCACGCCGUUACCUCAGCUCCCCACGACCGACCAGGACGAGAUCGGUACGCGCAAGGGCUUGUCUGCCCUCUCGCAAAUGUCGGAGAGCGAGAUGAGCUCUGGUGGUGGUGGCGAGCGAUCGUCAAUCCUCAAGACGUUGACUGGCCUGUGGGCUUUCCGCGCCGGCGACUUCACGCCGCUGGAAUACCCUUUAUCUGCCGCCGAGCACAUCUUCGUCGACUCGCGCGUCAUUGUGCGCGAGAAUGAGCCGACGAGUAUUAUCGCAUUCACGCUCAGCUCCAAGCCGUACCGCGACCAGAUGCGCACCAUGACCAACCUUGCGCGCGCGCGCCGGCACGAGCCGUCACACCUUGACGACAUGUCCGGCACGACAGACAGACAAUGGGACAUCAUCUCGGUCGACGAGGCGAUGGAGACGGAUGAUGUGUCGAGACGCGAGACGGGCUCGCACUUGAAGUACGAGUUUGAGACUGGCUCGUCGACCAUCUCGUGCCGUAUCUUCUUCGCUGAGCAGUUCGCCGCCCUCCGCCAGGCGUGCCAGUGCGAGGACAGCUUUGUCGAGUCGCUGGCGCGAUGCGCAAAGUUUGACGCGUCGGGCGGCAAGUCUGGGUCUGCGUUCCUCAAAACCAAGGAUGACCGCUUCAUUGUCAAGGAGAUCUCGCGGCUGGAGAUGGACGCGAUCACAAAGUUUGCGCCCGCAUACUUUGAGUACACCUCGACCGCGUUCCAGCGCGGCCGGCCGACAGCGCUCGCCAAGACGUACGGCAUCUUCAAGAUUGGCUUCCGCAACGCCGUCACGGGCCACUCGAUGCACAUGAACGUUCUUGUGCAGGAGAACCUGUUCUACGGGCGGCAGUUUGCCAAGAUCUACGACCUCAAGGGCAGCACGCGCAACCGCCUCAUCAAGCCAACGGGCAAGGUCAACGAGGUGCUCCUCGACGAGAACCUGAUGGAGCUGUCGUACACCAACCCGCUGUACCUGCGCGACCACUCGAAGCGCAUCCUCCGCACGGCGCUGUGGAACGACACGCUCUUCCUCUCCAACCUCAAUGUGAUGGACUACUCGCUCGUGGUCGGCGUCGACGUCGAGAACCAGCAGCUCGUCGUCGGCGUCGUCGACUACAUCCGCACCUUUACGUGGGACAAGAAGGUCGAGUCCUGGGUCAAGGACUUUGGCGGCGGCGGCCGUGGCGAACCUACCAUCGUCACACCCCUCCAGUACCGCAAGCGCUUCCGCACAGCCAUGGAGCGCAUCUACUUCCCUGCCGUGCCCGACCGCUGGUCGGCCGCUAGCGGCGACGACGCACCAAUGGACGAGGAAAGCGCCACGCUCCUCACCAUCUAG